This is a messenger RNA of Diorhabda carinulata, 1365 nucleotides long. RefSeq names its product rhodanese domain-containing protein CG4456-like. The record is from RefSeq and is a predicted model, not a curated record. Gene Ontology annotation, molecular function: thiosulfate-cyanide sulfurtransferase activity. Gene Ontology annotation, cellular component: mitochondrion. Lineage: Eukaryota; Metazoa; Arthropoda; Insecta; Coleoptera; Chrysomelidae. The transcript is spliced from 3 exons. Bases 798 to 1205 code for a protein of 135 amino acids.
UAAAAUGGUUGAUAUAUUAAUAAGUGUCAUAACAGUAGACACAUUUAUUAACACGCAGUAAACCAAAAAAAUGUCUGACAAAAUCGUGAAUUUAGAAGAAAUGGAAAAACUAGCAGACGAUACUGAUACAUUAAUUAUUGAUGUGAGAGAACCAGAUGAAGUUAAAUCAACAGCUUUGAUUGGAAAAAGUGUAAACAUACCAUGUACGUAUGUAUAUAAAGCUUUUACUUUUUACUUCUUAGACCUUUUUAUAUGUUUUUCGUGACAAUUUGUUUUGAUUUCAAGUUUCUUUUCUAUGAAAAAUCAGUUCAAAAUAACAACAAAUAACAAAAUUAUCCUCAAAUUUUCAUAGAAAAAGAGACGCUAAAAUCAUGAAAAAAUGAUCACGUAUGUAUGUGAAAAAAAUAAGUUGUAAUAAUAAACAUAAUAGGCGUUUAUAGCCUGAAUUCAGAUUCCUACAUUACAUUUUUAUUUGAAUUUACUCAACGAGAAUAUUCAAUGGAGGGAUAGUUGACAUCUAACAUUUAUCUUCUUUUUUUAAAACACCGGGACAAAGUUUUAAUACAAUUCUGAUUCUUGUAGUUAAAUAAUAUUCAAUAAUAGAGUUUCGAAUCAACGGUUCAUAAAAAAAGAUAAUCAUAUGUAAAUAUAACAUUUUAAGAAUAAAAAUAAAUUAUUGAAAAAAAUCAUAAAUACUGGCUGUAUACUCUAUGCAUACGUAGAUACAACUAUCAUAUUGUUGACCUACUUAACUUAAAUUUCUGAGUUAUAUGAAAAUUAAAUAAAUUCCUUUUGACAUGUUGAGUUUGAUUAGUAAAAGAAUCAAUAUUUCGAGCGUUAGAAACCUAGCUAUGGCAACUGUAGACAAAAUUGUUCAUAUGGAAGAAAUGGAAAAACUGGCCAAUGAUAAAAACGUACUAAUUAUAGAUGUUAGAGAACAAAACGAAGUAAAAUCUACCGGAAUCAUUGGAUCUAGUGUUAAUAUUCCUUUAAAUAACCUUCAACACGCACUUAAAGAUGCUCCAAAAGAGGAAUUUAGUAAAUUAUACGGUCGUUCUAAACCCGUUUCAAACAGUCCAAUGAUAUUUUACUGCUUAAAAGGCCGUCGAGCCUUACAAGCACUUGAAUUAGCAGAAUCCUUAGGAUUUAAGAACGGAAGAUAUUAUAAAGGAAGUUGGGCAGAAUGGUCCAGCAAACACCAUUAACUUUUCUGUACACAAAAAUUGACCGACGAUUAAGGAAAUUGUAUACAAAUAGUGAAUUUUUAUAAAUACGUAGCAAUUAUUAAUGUAAUUUAUACAAAGUAUUAGUUUAUUGUGAUUAAUUUCAAAAAAGACAAUUAAAGAAUUGUUAUUACAAAUAAAA